ACCAUCACUGUUGGUUUGUUGCCUCUUCAUUGUGCAUGUGAAAAAUGGUUAUAAUUGGAAGAAUAACUCCUCCUAAUGUUGGACUGGCAUUUUCAUCAGACAAUGUUCAAUUAAAAAUUGGACAAGAAACUGUUGGCACUGGCAGCGUAUACAUUAGUCAAAAUUCUUUAGUUUGGCGGCCUAAUAAUUUGGAUCAAGAUGGCAUUUCCAUAUUUUGGAAACAAAUAAGUGUACAUGGCAUUUCUACGACACCCAGUAACUGCAUUUAUUUUAUGCUUGAUCAUCAACUUAAAUGGCCUGGAAUUUAUGAGGGAGAGAUUCACAAUCAUUCCAACGGCACUGCAGAACAUCAAAGUGGCAGUGAAAAUGAAAGUGAAGAUGAUGAAGUUUACGAAGACGCCGAAGAAAAUCAGAUAACUGAAUGCUGGCUUAUACCACAGGAUCAAAAUAGUGUCAACAUAAUGUAUCAAGCCAUGACUGAAUGUCAAGCUUUACAUCCUGAUUCUGGCGAUAGUAUAUCCGGAGACAGCGAAUACAUGGACGAUGAGGAUGAAGAUGAUAACGAUGAAGUGCCCGUGCUCGGUGGUGAUAAUGAAAAUGCCAGCGUUGAACAAGCCAGAGAUACCAUGAAUAAUAUGUCAUUAAAUGAUGAUCGUUUUGCUGAUGCUGAUGAAUAAUAAAUUACAUUCUUCAUACACAGCCCAAUUAUGAAUAAAAAU
Calliphora vicina (urban bluebottle blowfly) is the source of this 719-nucleotide messenger RNA. It is a transcript of the gene icln, whose product is annotated as icln. The record is from RefSeq and is a predicted model, not a curated record. The coding region runs from base 45 to 677 and encodes 210 amino acids. Gene Ontology annotation, cellular component: pICln-Sm protein complex; cytosol; spliceosomal complex. The transcript has 2 exons. NCBI's taxonomy places the organism in Eukaryota, Metazoa, Arthropoda, Insecta, Diptera, Calliphoridae. Gene Ontology annotation, biological process: spliceosomal snRNP assembly; mRNA cis splicing, via spliceosome.